CGUCGACCCGCUGUACCAUUCCCAAGUGCCGUACAGAGAAUCCAAACAGUUCAAGGUGGCACUCGUUCGUACAUGGACCACCAUCGAUCGCUUCCAUCUUUCUAAGAUCCUGUCCCCACCUGACUUUGAACCCUCUGAUCAUUGAUAUACUUCAACAUCAGGUCGCCUCUGUCGUACAAAUUCACUCCUUUUGGCUUCAGUUGUGAUCUACCUAUCUACCUGAAUUCGCCUCUUGAACAUCCAAGGUUCUGUCACAGGCUCUAACAACGACGAAACCUAGGCUGCGCACACAUACUGCCCCCCCUCAACACUACUUCCAGAUUCAGGACAGAUAGAAGAGAUGGGAUCCCUCCAAGGGCCAACCGCUCAGACCGGGGUUGAGCAAGAUGACUUGGUGAUACCUCUCAUCGACUUUGGCGCAUAUCUACACGGUAAUGCGGAGACCAAAAGAACCGUUGCCAACCAAAUCCUGCAUGCCUUCAAGACCUCAGGCUUUCUCUACCUGCAGAACCAUGGGGUGACCACAGAAGAAGUGGCCCACGCCUUCUCCGAGUCAGCCAAAUUCUUCGCACGGUCGCAGGAGCAGAAGGACGCCUUGGGCUGGACGACCCCCGAUGCCAAUCGUGGCUACGUCGCUUCAGGUCGAGAAAAGGUGACCCAGUCAAGCGAUCCAGAGGAGAUUGCGCGCCUGAGAGCCUCCAACCCGGAUCUCAAGGAGUCACUGGAGAUUGGACGUGAGGGCGUCAAAGGAUUUCCAAACCAGUGGCCUGACCGAUUCGACGAUGCCACCGACAAGUCUGGCAGCGUGUUCCGGCAAGACAUGCAAAAGUUCUUCCAGACGCUGCAGGGCCUGAACAUGAACGUGAUGCGGGCUAUCGCGUUGGGCAUGGGCCUUGACGAGUAUUUCUUCGACUCCUUCUCGGAUGACGGUGACAACACAUUACGGCUGCUGCACUACCCACCAGUCAAGAAGAGCAUCUGGAAGCAGAACCCCGGUCAGGUGCGAGCUGGCGAGCACUCGGACUACGGCAGCAUCACCCUACUCUUCCAGGACUCUGUUGGCGGCCUGGAGGUCAAGUCGCCCAAGGGCACUUGGGUCCGCGCUACCCCAAUCCCCGGCACCAUUGUCGUCAAUGCCGGUGACCUACUCAGCCGCUGGAGCAACGACACUAUCCGCAGCACCAACCACCGUGUCAUCCAGCCUCCACCCAAGCCUGAAGACGUCGAGGACUCAGACCCAGACGCCGUCUCCCCGGCUCGCUACAGUAUUGCCUAUUUCUGCAACCCCAACUUUGAUCGCCUCAUCGAAGCCUUGCCCGGCACCUACGAGGAAACGGGCAAGAAAUACGAGGCAAUCAACAGUGGCGAUUACCUAGUCAUGAGACUGGCGGCCACAUAUUGAUUACGAAUACCAACGAGGCCAACGGCUCAACACCCAACUGGGUCUGAUCACAAGGGCUUAGAGGGAUAUGAAUGUUGGAGUCAUGACUCAAAAAGGUGUCUGGGCGAUUCCCUCAUGAUCUUAUUUUGCCUGUGUCUACAAUUUCAAACUUGUUUGGUAACAGAGUGGUAUAUAGCUAGCGAUGACAAACCGAAGUGGCCCGAGGCCAAUGCAGCGAAACACCUACGCUUCUCCUCCCAUGAUUGAAGUACUUCUCCGUGCCAGCGUCGCAGGUCCGGGGCCUCCGCCACCAGGUCCA
This is a messenger RNA of Exophiala mesophila, 1700 nucleotides long. RefSeq lists its product as uncharacterized. NCBI's taxonomy places the organism in Eukaryota, Fungi, Ascomycota, Eurotiomycetes, Chaetothyriales, Herpotrichiellaceae. The transcript has 2 exons. The record is from RefSeq and is a predicted model, not a curated record. The coding region runs from base 341 to 1402 and encodes 353 amino acids. Gene Ontology annotation, molecular function: dioxygenase activity.